Messenger RNA from Ooceraea biroi (clonal raider ant), 5352 nucleotides. RefSeq names its product tribbles pseudokinase 2 (gene trbl). Gene Ontology annotation, molecular function: ATP binding; mitogen-activated protein kinase kinase binding; protein kinase activity. Gene Ontology annotation, biological process: positive regulation of proteasomal ubiquitin-dependent protein catabolic process; regulation of MAP kinase activity; protein phosphorylation. The record is from RefSeq and is a predicted model, not a curated record. NCBI's taxonomy places the organism in Eukaryota, Metazoa, Arthropoda, Insecta, Hymenoptera, Formicidae. Gene Ontology annotation, cellular component: nucleus.
CUCGUCCGCGAGCUCGCAGUCGUCAGCUGCACAAUGGCACCGUUGGUCCGCGCUCGCUCGUCCUGCUGCCGCCGUCGUUUCUGAGCGGUGGGCCGGCCCGAAACGUUGGACCGUCCGUCGCGCGGAUACCACGAGUCUCUCCUCUCGCGUACGCGCGCGCGCUCUCAUUCCCUCUCACAUCCUCUCCGCGGUGUCCGACACCCGAGAGUCCGUCGCGACGCUCCAAGUUCUCGGUCGUUUCGCUCGGAAGCGGGACGACGACCAUCGCGUUCGUAAUUCGACGAGAGGAAGCCGAUCACGAGCGAGUGAGGAAGAAGAAAAGGAAGCAACGGCGGAAGAGAACUCCGACGAGGCACGAUCGCUGGCAAGCAACCGCUCUCGAUCGUACCUCGGCGACGCGGUGCCGCCCGCGGACGUCCAAUCGUCUUAACCACCCACCCACCGAUUCAGGAACGACGUACGGCGACACGACGAGAGGAAAAACACGAAGGAUCAGCUCCCGAGAGCGACCGACUGAUUACCCACGAAGAUCUCUCUCCGUCCAAGGACCCGGCGCGGCGAGACUGCGAGACGACGCUGCGCGGGACCUCCCCGAAAGCACAAGUGAUAUUUCUAACUAUAUAGUCAAACCCGUUAGAUUUAGAGGGAGCCAAGGACCCGCCGUGUGUGGGAUCCGUCAUCUCCGUGCUCCGUGUCAGAUGCCGGCGCGCGAUCAGAGCAUCCAGCGCGCCGAAUCCAGGUGACGCGAAGUGCGUUCAAACGCAACCGGGAUUCGCGCGAGACAGUUUCACGAGGCGUUUAAAGGCGCGCUGGUUGGACGACGGCACAGGCGUCCGUGUGUGUGAUAAAUCGUCGGCUGUGUGGUACACGUGAUACGUGGCUAUAUACACGUGUGCGUGCGUGUGUGUGUGUGUCUGUGUGCGCGCGCGCACGCGGGUUUGAACGGAGGAACCGCAACAUGAGAGUGGCCAGGCAGCAUCCACUGCAUCUGCAAGUACCGACCCGCAGCAACAAUGGCAAGUUCCCGGUCGGUCUCAACGGCGGCCAGGACGUCGUCCACCAGCAGCUGCAGCAACAGCAGCAGCAGCAUCGCCAGCAGCAGCCGGCCGGCGACGAGAGCAGCGCGGUGGUACCGCCGAGCUGCGCGUUUCCCAGCUGCGAAUCGGUGCCCACGGACCUCCACGGGGGACCGACUAUACUGGGGGAUCGAUUCCUGCUUCUUGGCCCGGCCGAGGGUAGCGCUCUUUAUCGAUGCGUCGACGUGCACAGCGGUCAGCAACUCGUCGCCAAGGCGCUGACCGUGGGCGACAAAGGUUGCGAGGCGUUGCUGCAGGCCCACCUUCGUCUGGAGGGCACCGGCGCGGCGAGCGGCGUGGCGGGCGUGGUGGAGGCACCUGGAGGUCGGCGCUAUCUCCUCUUGGAGGGCCACCACGGCGACCUGCACGCCUACGUAAGGGCACGCAGGAGGCUACGCGAGCCCGAGGCGAGGCGGCUCUUCCGGCAGGCGGCCAGGGCUGUGGCGACUUGUCACGAGUAUGGAGUCGUGCUGAGAGACCUCAAGCUCCGGAAGUUUGUCUUCGCUGAUGAAGCAAGAACGCGGCUUCGGCUGGAGAGCCUGGAGGACGCGGUGAUCGUGGAGAACGACGACGACAAGCUGACCGACCGGCGCGGCUGCCCGGCUUACGUCGCGCCGGAGGUGUUGCGCUCCGGGCGCGCCUAUUCUGGCAAGGCAGCGGACAUCUGGUCGCUCGGCGUGCUGGUGUACACGAUGCUGGUCGGCCGUUAUCCGUUCAACGACGCCGAGCACGCGUCCCUCUUCGCGAAGAUCUCGCGCGGCCAGUUCGCCGUGCCGGAGGGCCUGAGCCCGCGCGCCAAGUGCCUGAUCCGCUCGCUGCUACGAAAGGAGCCGUCCGAGCGACCGUACGCCGAGGACGUGUUACUGCACCCGUGGCUCUCGAAGCCGCUGCGGCUCUGCACGCCGACGUCCGGCAGCAGGUCCUCGUGCCAGGACCAACUCGUACCAGAGCUACCUACCAAUCCUCAACAAGACUGACUCUAUUUCGGGAGAAGGAUCAUUAUUCCGCGCGUUACACCCUCGUAUCACUCUAGCAUCCUAGUGCUUCACGCGCGCCGACAGCAGCCGGAUCGAAAUCGCGAGAGCGAGCCGAGAGGGAGGAGUUUAGCGCAGUCAAAAGAGGAACAGGAGUGUGAGAUGAUCCCCUUUUAACACAUUGCCUGUGCCCCCCGGGCAGGGGGAUACCUUGCAUUUGAAGCACAAAAUGACCUGAUUAAAGUAUAUUUGAGAAACGUGCGUGAACGAAACGUUGAACAAAAUUAUUAUCAAAAGAGCAGCACGUGCUCUGUCGUUAUUAUAUUUAAGAGUUCUCGCAUAUCGAGAAAUCCUGGCAGUCAAUGUGUUAAUGGCAGCUGAAUCGCACGCUUCACCCGGACGUGCGCGUCCACGGAUGCUGCUCGAUCCUCUCCUUUCCGCCGGCAAAUGGCGGCCUAGAAUAAGCUUCGAAGAUAGCAUCAACGGAUGAGAAUAAUCGUUCUCGGCGUGGAAUUCACGUGGGGGAGAGUGAUCAAAGCCUAAAAUACGAACCUCUGGGUUGACCCUCCCUCCGUUUAGUGCCGUAACUCAGAGUCGAAUUGGCUGAUGAUGGAACCUUUGGACGUUUCAUUAAGAAUAAGCUUACUCUAGUCUUGAGACGGCUCGCGGUUGAGGCACUGAACGGCGAGGGCAAUCAAAGGAAUCCUCUGUAAGAUAGCGUCUCCCGAUUUUGGUCACUCUUCGCCGACAAUUUCGGAGGCAACGUGACGCAAGUGAUACACAUUGAAGAAAAACGAACGUCUCUAUCGGCUAAAGAGAGUCCUAGAUUCGAGAAACAUUGCCAUUACUGGUCCAAAAGAGAAUCAUUCACCUCGUCCUCGUCCACGUAAGCGUGUUCGCGCAGCGCGCGGAUCUUUUGUGAUAGAAUCUUGCAGAUAGAUUCUAAGCGACAUAUAUGUGAUACGAAACAUACAGGUUGUUUCAUAAGCCGGACGGUUACUUGCGGUCAUCUGUCUCUGAAGUCCAUGUACAUUAAUUAAAUAAAUAAUUGUCGCUAAAUUCGAUCGACCUUGAUGUUUGUAUCGUGCGUUAGGCACAUACCCGAGUAAAUCCUACGACUUUCUCUCGAUAUCUCGCGUCUGCGCAUCUACACGGGAUGGUUUUUACGGUUUACGGCUAUUACUGGUUGAUCCAUGUAUGUACAUACGGAGCUAUGUAAAUUCAAGCGAGGGACUUGAACGUAAUGUAAAUUCGAAUAGAACAACCAGUGAGCUUUGUAUAGCAUUACAUAGUACAUAGUACAUAAGGCGACGAAUAAGUGGGACUGGAAAUUGAGUCGGAUUCAAGCUAAACAUUUCGUCGAAAAAUAAAUAAACGCGAUAGCAGUCGUUCGACGCGACGACGACGACGACGACGACGACGCCAUACCGUUAGUGCAAGCCAAACGUUAGAACGAAGUCGAAAUGAAUGACGAGACUACUAAUCCGAGAUCCGGCUCACUCUUCCUCCGCUCGUUUACUCGUCGUCGCAGAGUCAAUCAAAUCUACUAGACGGACGACGAAGGUACGAAGGUGGGACAUUUCCCUUUUGCGCGCGACGAAACUUCGUUCUCUGACCUAAAAACAUUGCCUGAAAACGUUCAAGACUGCUUGGACAUGUGGCCUAUACGAUUUAACCCUUUUAGAGAAAGCGAAUACAAUACAAUAAUAAUAAUAAUCGGCGAAUUUCUAACUUAAGAACAAUAAAAGAAUACGCUUCUGGAGUACUCGGGCACGAGGUAUCCAUGAAUACAAAAUGUGUUCAUCGAGGGCGAUGUUUUCAGGUAGAGCACUCGCUGGCGAAUCGAAGACAGAAAUUUACACACCCUCCCCGCCCCCCUUCCUACUACAGACCGCCGAGAUCAUCGCUUGUCGCGCGUUUUAUAUUAAUACGACUCACUAGGUAGAUUCGACGAACGAACGAAGCGAACGAUCGACCGAUUUUGUAUAUCAGUUUUCUACAUGAGGCUACGCGCAUCUCAUUUUGAGGAUUUUCUCUCUCACGAGAUUGACUCCUCGUGGUCGAACUGUGUCCGAAGACAGACAAAUCGGUGCCACGGAUAAUCCUCAAUUAUUUUCCAUGAAAGUUUUUAUUGCCGCAAAUUUAUUGCACGAGAAUGAGAUUCCAAAGCGGACACUGAGGCUUGAGUCGCAUCUCGAGUAGCGUUAAUCUCGGUGAUUGAUCACCUUUUCCUCUGUCUGCAGCACGGCGGGCUUAGUCAUGCCGCGCCGAGGUCGUCAGUGUAUCGCCGCUAAAUAAAGAAUUAUCGACACUGCAGUUGUCGGUAGGUGUGUAUCCGGAAUAGCGCUUUUUAAGCUUAUCUUUUUCUUGCGCUACAAGAUCGGAAUUGCCGAGCAACUGACGAAGCCCGCGGCAUUGAGCAAGCAAGGGAACGGAAUUUAAUGUGGAGCGACGUAUUUCAAUCUUCCCCAACGAAACGCUGCAUUUUUUAACAGAAUUUGUAAAUUAUUAAAUUUACAUUAUAUAUAAUAUAAUGUAAAUUCACUGAAUGCGCUUCUACGAGAAGCCUGAUGAUGAGCCAAGCCUGCCAAGAGCAACGCGUUUUACAAAUUACGCCGGCGGAACGGUGAUCGAUUGAAAGACGCUCCUCCGGAUCAGCAGCGGAAAAGCGAGACGCAAGUGAUCAACUCGGACUGUCGCGAUGCGAUUCGACCUCGGUGCGAGCCUCCGCGCGAGUCGCAUCCGCGUCGGGCGACGUCGAGGCGUUCGCGUUCGCGGAACUUCCGGUUCGAACGAGCAAGAGAGAGAGCGAGCGCAGGGGAGCGACGGCGAGGGGGUUUCGUCGAGCGAAACUCGCUCGCCGCGGCUCGAUCCCUCGCGUUCCGCGCGAAAGAGCGUACCAUGUGUUCUUGUAUUUAAAACUACCUAUCUAUCUACUACCUGCCUACUACCAUUAUCUACCUACCUACCGACUCGCGCGAGACUCUUUUGUAACUUCCGCGAGGCGUAAAAAGCGACAGACUCUUCUCCCCUUUUUACUUCGGUAAACUCGCGCGUACGGAGACGUCGCCGUCCCGGCGCGAUUAUUCCUCACGUCGUAUCAUUUUCAGUCAGGGUACAAACGCGGCGCGUGCGCGUGCGUGCGCGCGCGUUCGUCGACGCGUUCAACCGUGUACAUGUACAUAUACAUAUAAGCUCGGGCACGAAUCCUGCGAGUCCUAUCAUUGAAUCAUUAUCUAGGUGCGAUAAGGGAAACUUCGUUUCUGUACAUAGGCAAAAUAAAGUGGCGUUUACGACGAAAA